AUGGAAAAUUUGGAUAAUGACAUCAAGAGUCAUGAAAAUGAUGAACAUGAAUUAGCUGUUGCUGAUAUGAUCAAAAUCUUGUUGAAUUUUGCAGAAAAUGAAAGUUUUGAAGAGAUACAAAUGCCAAAUCAUUGUGGAUGGAUUUGUCAACCUAAGCUACAGGAAUUGCCCCGAUUAUGCAGCAAAAGCUGCGUGGCUUCCAGUGCCGUACCGUCUAGUAACGAAUUUAAUUUCAAUAAAUGGGCGACCCGCUAA
This is a messenger RNA of Rhizophagus irregularis DAOM 181602=DAOM 197198, 255 nucleotides long. NCBI's taxonomy places the organism in Eukaryota, Fungi, Glomeromycota, Glomeromycetes, Glomerales, Glomeraceae. The record is from RefSeq and is a predicted model, not a curated record.